ACUGGCCCGUAGCUAAAGAGAAGGACGGUCUCGGCGUCGCCAUACUCGUCCCCGUCCCGAGGAAGUCCUCCGAUUUUCUCUCUCUCCUAGGGUUUGUCUUCCCCCCUCUCCGUCCUCCGCCCUCCGCCCUCCGCCGCCGAGCUCGAAGCCGCCAUGCCUCGGUACUACUGUGACUACUGCGACACUUACUUGACGCACGACUCGCCAUCAGUCAGAAAGCAGCACAAUGCAGGAUACAAGCAUAAGGCGAAUGUGCGUAUUUACUAUCAGCAAUUUGAGGAGCAGCAAACUCAAAGUUUAAUUGACCAAAGGAUUAAGGAACACUUGGGGCAAGCAGCAGCUUUUCAACAAGUCGGCGCUGCUUACAAUCAGCAUCUUAUGGCUCAGAGGCCUCGAUUACCUAUACUACCAACGCCUAUAAUGCCCAUGGGAGCGAAUAUGCAGAUGCCUAUGAAUUCUCCUUUAGCCCCUGGAAUCAGGCCACCUGUUUUGCCUAGGCCACCCCCUGGUGCUCCAGGCUAUAAUCCUCCUUCAACGAUGCCAUCAAUGGUGCCACCCCCUGGUGCUCCCUCUAUCCUUCAAAUGAAUGGCAUGCCAAGGCCUCCUACAUUCAAUGCCCCUCCGACAUUUCCUGGGAGUGGACCAACUCCAACCUCUUCUGGUGGCGCCCCCUCAAUGGUACCACUUCCUGCCUAUCAAACAAAUCCUGCAGGACCAAAUAGUGGAGGCUAUGACAGUUUUAAUGCCAACUCUAAAGCUCCUGAUGCUAGUCAUUAGUUUUGCUUGGUAGGCAGCUAGUUAAAAGCAGAAUUUGUGUUCAGGGAGCAACCAAUGGAUGCCUUUUGGACUGUUGGGGGUUGCUUCUAAGAUGUCAAAGUAAUAAGUUCUGUACAAUGCUAUCACUUUGUAGACAAUGAGUAUCAUCUAAACCAUCUUCUUCUGAUUCAGAACUCGUUUCUGGAUCACAGUUCGGCUGUUGAGACUGUUUAUAUAGUCUGGGAAGCCCUCAACUUAGGAAAACACCCUUUCUUCGACUCAUGAUCAUGCCCGUCUUCACACCCCAAUUGCCAUGUCUGAGUUUCUCUAUGUAUAUGUGAAGCAUUUUGAUGGAGCAGAUUAUGCUUGUGUUGUUGAGAUCAUAUUUUCUUGGUCAA
Molecule: messenger RNA, 1154 nt
Organism: Syzygium oleosum
Lineage: Eukaryota; Viridiplantae; Streptophyta; Magnoliopsida; Myrtales; Myrtaceae
Product: U1 small nuclear ribonucleoprotein C-like
Exons: 6
Coding region: 154-777 (207 amino acids)
Biological process (GO): mRNA 5'-splice site recognition; spliceosomal snRNP assembly; mRNA splicing, via spliceosome
Cellular component (GO): U1 snRNP; nucleus
Molecular function (GO): zinc ion binding; pre-mRNA 5'-splice site binding
Source: RefSeq, a predicted model, not a curated record